UCACCCCGCCCCUUUAAUGUGCUCCCUGCGCCGGCCAGGUUUAGUUUCUCCUUCGCCGGUCUUUCUGCACCUGGGCGCCUCGCGGGCCUCGGCACUUGUGGUUGGGCUCGAGCCGGAGCGAAGGGGCGGGGGAACAUGGCCUCAUCCCUAGGCAGGCUGAGCGGGAGCCGCGUUUGGAGCGCGGCGCUGGGGCGCGCUGGCCGCCGGUCGCGCGCCUGGUCCCCGGGCCUGCCGGCUGGACGCUUCUGCGGGGCUCCGUUCGCGGCCCGGGGGCUGGGCCACGGCCCCGGCACUGGAGGAGCGGGGAUCGGGGGCGGAGCGAGAAGAGCCCCUUGGCUAGCGGCGGGGCUGGCGGCCGGGCUGGCCGGGGUGGCUGCAGCCUCUUUCCAGCACCUGGCGCGGGCCGAGAUGGUCCCCAGGACCGAGGGCGCGUCCGGCAUGCUGGAGAGAGCAGACGAGUUGGCCACCCGCUGCAGCUCCUUCAUGGCCCCGCCCGUGACAGACCUGUCCGAGCUGCGGGCCCGGCAGGGGGACAUGAAGACCCAGAUGGAGCUGCUGAUCAUGGAGACUCAGGCCCAAGUGUGCCAGGCGCUGGCGCAGCUGGACCGAGGCGCCAGCUUCUCCGUGGAUCGCUGGGAGAGGAAGGAAGGAGGAGGGGGUAUCAGCUGUGUACUGCAGGAUGGUCAAGUCUUUGAAAAGGCUGGAGUCAGUGUUUCUGUAGUUCAUGGGACUCUUUCUGAGGAAGCAAUAAAACAAAUGAGAAACAGAGGAAAGGUCCUUAAGAUGAAAAAUGGUCAGUUGCCCUUUUCUGCUAUGGGAGUGAGCUCUGUCAUCCACCCCAAGAAUCCUCAUGCUCCCACCUUUCAUUUCAACUACAGAUACUUUGAAAUAGAAGAAGCAGAUGGUAACAAACAAUGGUGGUUUGGUGGUGGGUGUGAUCUUACUCCAACUUAUUUGAACCAAGAGGAUGCUGUUCACUUUCAUAAAGUCUUAAAGGAUGCUUGUGACCAGCAUGAUCCAAGCCUCUACCCCAAGUUUAAAAAAUGGUGUGAUGACUACUUUGUUAUAAAACAUCGGGGAGAGAGGAGGGGAAUUGGGGGUAUAUUCUUUGAUGAUCUCGACUCCCCAUCCAAGGAAGACGUAUUUCAUUUUGUCCAAAGCUGUGCCCAAGCUGUCAUACCUUCUUACAUUCCCCUGGUGAAAAAACACUGUAAUGAUCCAUUCACACCUCAGGAGAAACAAUGGCAGCAGCUUCGGAGAGGGAGAUAUGUGGAAUUUAACCUACUAUAUGAUAGAGGCACAAAAUUUGGACUCUACACUCCGGGAUCUAGGGUCGAAAGCAUCCUUAUGUCUUUGCCCCUGACUGCUAGAUGGGAAUACAUGCAUGCCCCCUCAGAGAAUUCCAAAGAAGCUGAGCUCCUAGAAGUCCUACACCAUCCCAAAGACUGGGUGCACUGAUGUUGAAAUGGCAGACAUCCUGUGGUCAAAGGAAAAAUGAAGUGUAUCUCCCCUAGGCUCCCUGUGACUGCCAUGAUGUGGCAGUUUAGUGGACUAUGUGCCUUAAAUCAAGCUGGGGGAAUAAUCUGUAAAUUCUUUGACCUGCAACCUGAAUAGUUGGAGGUAUCUCUGCCCUGUUGUCACUUUCCCAAUGGUCUCCUUCACCAUUGGUGCAAUGGCCAAGAGAUGGUUUUGUUUUGUUUUUAAAAAGCUAAUGAACUACUAUAAAAAUGGAUUCUGUUAUUGGUA
Messenger RNA from Dromiciops gliroides (monito del monte), 1746 nucleotides. It is a transcript of the gene CPOX, whose product is annotated as coproporphyrinogen oxidase. The transcript has 7 exons. NCBI's taxonomy places the organism in Eukaryota, Metazoa, Chordata, Mammalia, Microbiotheria, Microbiotheriidae. Gene Ontology annotation, molecular function: coproporphyrinogen oxidase activity. Bases 136 to 1458 code for a protein of 440 amino acids. The record is from RefSeq and is a predicted model, not a curated record. Gene Ontology annotation, cellular component: cytoplasm; mitochondrial intermembrane space.